UCAGUCUCAUCAAGAGCGGGUCCGCUGCGAUCCCACAAUGCACCGCUGCGCAGCUGCAGAUGGAAUGUAGCUCGCUAGCCUCUCGCGCUAGCCGCGGCGUCGCAGUAAAGUUUGACAAACACAUCAUGAGCGGCUCGAACCCGCCGCCAGCGCUGCACUGAAGACACAUGCGCCAGGUCAACAGAGAGGAAGUGCUGUGAACGCAGCUGUGUUGACUGCUGAUAGGAAUCCUUAUGUUGGUCCUGUCUCUUCCUGUAGCUUCAGCUCAACUGCUCAGCGUUCAGCGAUGAACAUUGAUGACAAGCUGGAGGGGAUGCUCAUGAAAUGUAGCCCUGUGGGGCUUCACCACUCAUCCAGAGCUUUGGGACCCUCAAGGGUGGACAGAAGAGGAAGGAGAGGAAGUUUGGAUAUGACACUUGGGGAACGGAGCUUGGCUAAUCAUCCCCUUUUGGCAGAGGAGGAUGAUGAGGAUGAGGAUGAUGAAGAUGAGGAUGAAGACCUGGCAGGUGGAGGCCUAACCUCGCAUGAUCUGAUAUCCCAGGAUGACCUCAUGGCUCAUGAGGAGACAGAUAAAAAGGACAGACAGGAUGAAGCAGCUUUCUCACAGCGAAUCUCCCAUAAAUUACACUAUACACUCAAUAUGCCAGUAAAUAUAAAGCAGGAGAUGAAAGUGCCAGACUCAUUGAUUCUCAAUAAAAAGGAGAAGAAAUCGGGGAGGGACCCAUCUGACUUUCACAAAAAGAAGAAGAGAAAGCAGCGCUCGCCUGCAAAGAUUCUCACUAUUAAUGAAGAUGGCUCUCUUGGGCACCAGAACCCAAAGUCUCAUGUCUGUGAACACUGCAAUGCUGCUUUUCGGACAAACUACCAUUUGCAAAGACAUGUCUUCAUUCACACAGGUGAAAAGCCUUUCCAGUGUAAUCAGUGUGACAUGCGCUUUAUUCAGAAGUACCUGCUUCAGAGACAUGAGAAGAUCCACACAGGAGAAAAACCAUUUCGCUGUGAUGAGUGUGGAAUGAAAUUUAUUCAGAAAUACCACAUGGAGAGACAUAAGAGGACACACAGUGGGGAGAAGCCUUACCAGUGUGACUAUUGCCAUCAGUUUUUCUCCAGAACUGACAGAGUACUAAAGCACAGACGAAUGUGCCAUGAGAAUAAGGACCGGAAGGUGCAGAAAACAGCUGCCAAAGACGGCCCUCUUCGCACCUCGGAGACAUUGGGCUUCUCUUUUACUACCAAGGAAUGCACGCUUCCCAAGAAGAAACGUCAGAAGACCUCUGAUAAAAGUCGAGUAGCGCUCAAAAGUCCCAGUGUCGACAAAGUGGUUGAAGCUGGUAACGAGGAGAAGACGGAAGACCAGCUGGCCAAAAGUGAGUGUCUUCCUCUUUACACUGUAGCCACCAAGGUCAAGGAUGAGUUUGUCAUGACCGAUUAUUCCAUUGAGCUCCCUGAUUCCCCGCCUGGCAACCGGCAUCUUGCAGGGGAGGAAUCAGAGAUCAUCAAUCCUCCGAAACUAGUCCUGAAGAAAAUCGCCAGCAGGAGCGGUUUGAAACAGCAGGCCCUAGAGCAGCCCCAGAGUCUCUCACCCUUGUCCUCAUUCGAAGAGAGCAAAGUAACAAGAUACACAUUUGAAAUUGUGGACAACAAAGGCCUCUUGGAUGUCGAGAGCAAUCCUGACAUGGAGUCGGUUGAUUCCCUCCAAGGAGGACAAACAAAACCAACUGGGAGUAGCACAAAUUAUGAUGACGCCAUGCAGUUUCUCAAGAAGAAGCGAUACCUUCAGGCGGCCACGGCAAACACUAGUCGAGACUACGCGCUUAACGUAAGCAGCAUUGUGUCGCAGUCUUCAGUCACUCAGGCAGCUGUAGCAAGCGUCAUCGAUGAGACCGUUCCCGCCACAAUCCUCUCUGAGACUCCAACGCUGAAUGUGGAGAUCAAGUCCAGUAACGAGAAGAACGUCCUUCCAGACGAGGUCCUGCAGACGCUUCUCGAUCACUACUCCAAUAAGGCCAACGGGCAAGCAGAGAUUUCCUUCAGUGUGGCGGACACCGAGGUCACAUCCAGCAUCUCUAUCAACUCUUCUGAUGAGAGCAGUCCCAGUGAGACUUUGGGAGCCAGCUCACAAGCACCCCCGGCCGAGAAGGCCAGCCUUCUACAGGAGUACUCCAAGUUUCUCCAGCAAGCACUGGAAAGGACCAGUCAGAACGACACCUACCUGAACAACCAGAGUCUUACGUUUGUAAAUGACAGUGCCAGUCUUGCUGGCCAGCCUUUGUUUUCCACGGAGAAGCAGUUCACCUCCCCAUCCCGGUUCAGACCGAGCAUGAACUCUCCAUUGAGGUCCACCUUGGAGAAACCGAACUUUAGCAUUUUAGUAGAUUCCCAACACUCCUUCUCCUUUUCCGGUGACGAGACCAACCCUUCCUCAGUUUCGCCAACGGAGGACUUCCUUGACCAAGUGACUUCUCCCAAAAAAACAGAUGCGCAAAGCAUUAGUCAGACAUUUCAGAUCGCUACUUUUGACCAGAACUUUCGAUCUCAGUUUCCAAGCUCACGAGCUGGAAUAUCCUCACAGUUUAGCAUUGCCAGUGGACAAGUUAGCCUGAGAGGUCAUGGAGGAACAGACUUCCCAGAGUUCUCUCUUGUUAAUGAAACAAGAACUCAACUAACUUCAUCUCCAGAUGCUACAAGCAGCCAAACCUUUGGCUAAACAAGAGCUUUCAAUUGAAGCAUUUUAAUGGCACUUUAUAGUUCUGUCAGAGAAGGCAAUGUGAUAUCUGUGCAAAUACCUAUGAUUUUCCAUCUUUAAACAAUCACGCAUGUGGAGCAGAGUGAUGCACGCAUUAGAUUUAAUUUAUCAGCACUUCUAAUGGAGACUAUGGGAUACUUUGUGUCGUUGCAUUAUUUUAUUUGUGCGUUACACAUGUAGGGCUUGGGAUGAAUGCACUAUGGCUUGCCAACUUAGUUAGCCUGUGCAUUCUAAAAUUAGGAAUUUAAGCUACAACAAUAGUUCUGUUGUAGUGGUCUAAAUUAAAGGGUCAACGUAGUCUAGAGAGAAAAUUAUACAAAAAUCAAUUCUAAUUUGGCCUAUUUUUAGCAUUCAUUUAUUUUGCUUGGAACAACAGGAUCAACAGACUGACCUAAUAAUGAAGGUCUAUGGAAACUACUCUGACCUAGCUUUACAAUCAUUUUUUGCAAUUGAUUAGUUUUGUAACAUGUUGUCUGGAGAGGUACUGAAAGGACCUUACACUGAUGCUCUAGACUUGAGUAAGGCAUUCGUGAUUGAUGUACUGCAAGUCACUUUCGUUUUAAAAAACGAGUAACAUUUUUCUGCCAUUGUAAGCUAAUUUGUGUAUGUAAUUUUUGUGCAUUUAAUUACUUACUGGAGUGUUUUUAAAAAAUUUUGCAUUAUAUGCUCUCAUAAAGAAUCUCUCCUAGAUGCAUUUUGUUUAGUGCAAUCUGCAGGUAUUGGCAUACUGAAUUUGUAUGGACCUAGGAUAGCCCAUCAUUUUAUAUAACCAUAAAAUAUUUUUGCACAUUUCUCCUAAGGUUAUUGGAUCAAAACAAUAGACAUUCUCAUGUUACUUCUGAGCAGAUCAGUACAUAUUCAUUUGAGACUCUCUUGCCAAUCAGAUUUAGGAGCACAUGGGGAACAAGGCAUCUGUAGAGGGUUUGUUUUCUUGAGUUUUCAGAUGCACUCAGUAGCUCAUAAACAUUACCCAUUAAAUAGCACUUUGAGCUCAUGGGCUGUUUUUGUUAUUUUUACUUUAAAGCACUUUUCAGUUCCCAUCUUCCCUCUACAUAAUAUACACAUUCAGUGUUGAGUGGAAUCAAGAAAGAUGAUUUAAGAAUAUCUUAAAAUCAUAUUCUUUGCUUUUUCGUUGUCUCAAAAACACCCCAUCCAUUACAAAUAUGUCUUUGUAUCAGAUGCACUUGCUUGUUACUUAUUGCAUUAACAUAGAACAAAAAAUAAAGUGUAAUGUUUGGUAAACUUAUACUAAUAUGUAUAUGUACACAGCAUUUAUUAAUCGCACAUCUGUCUUUGUUGGCUUAAAGCUUUGUUUCUCUUUUCUCAGAUUAUUCAUGGAAAUGUAUCUGCUUGCCCCAUAACUAUUAAUCAUAAUCUUGAUUAAUCGUAGUUUUAUGAUUUAUACUACUAGUAUCAUGAAAAACUGUACACUCAUUUAUUUGUAAAUCAUUAAAAAAUAUAUUCUGUAAAUUGUUUAAUGGUUUUAGAAACACACAAAUUCACUCUGCUCAUAUUUUGUGAAUGAGGCCCUUAAAGAACAGUCCUGUUUUUUUUUGUUUUUUUUUUUAAAUUAGGUGUCAAAGACAUUUUACUGUGUUUUUGAGUAUGAUCUAUUAUAUGUGUGCCUAAACAUUCCUUUAUUGUCCCUUUAUUUUUUACACAUUGUGAAUAGGUUAUAUAUUUUAAUUUGUGCAUUUUGAUGUGCACACGUCUUUGAGUGUAGAGAGAGUGCGACAUGAUUUAAUAUUUACUGCCAUUUUUUGACUCAUUCCUGUAGUCCUUGAUGGCUCUCAGCACAACUUUUGUGACUAAAUCAUGUUUGUGUUCGUUUGUAAAAUUACAAAUAUACUGUCCUCUAAGAAUUGCCUCUGAAUGAGUUUUUAAUAAUUAUAAUUUGAUUAAACCUUGUAUGGAUAUCAUAGACCAUCAGAGGAGGAGUUUUUCGAAUGUUAUUUAUCAUUUCAAUAUGUGAUACCUUCAUUAUAAAUAUUUAAUCAAUAAUUACUGCUAUAGAUGCUCUAGAAAUUGCUGAAAGUGAAAUGAUAAGUUGAGGGAAGACUAAUGCUUUGUUUUUGCUUUAUUUCCUUUUAGUAAAUUGUGGAUUUGUUUUAUUCUUUUUUUAUGCUCAAUUGCUAUUUGUAAAAGGUCAUAUCCAUUUAGACACAUGACUGUUGUUCUUUAUUGACUGGGUACAAUCUGGUGUUACUUAUGAUGGAUCAUUGUUUUCUUUUAAUUUUAAUUUGAGUGAAAAAUUUAAUGGUUUUAUUUAGUAUGCUCUUCUGACUAGUUUUAAACAUUUAAUUUUAUUGGGGAGUGCAUGCCCUCUCCUCUAACUGUCUUUGUACACUGGUUAUAAUUUUAUAUGUAUCCAUUUUAUCAUAGCCAAAUUAUUCCCAUAGAAUAUACUUUAUUGCAAUACUUUGCCUAAGACAUGGGGAAAAGUUGUGAUUGGAUGUUUCUGAUUGCGUGCCUCUUGAUGUGUAAUAUUAAAUUUAAAAAAUACA
Messenger RNA from Carassius gibelio (silver crucian carp), 5250 nucleotides. Its product is annotated as zinc finger protein 148. Gene Ontology annotation, biological process: regulation of transcription by RNA polymerase II. Gene Ontology annotation, molecular function: DNA-binding transcription factor activity, RNA polymerase II-specific; RNA polymerase II cis-regulatory region sequence-specific DNA binding. Lineage: Eukaryota; Metazoa; Chordata; Actinopteri; Cypriniformes; Cyprinidae. The record is from RefSeq and is a predicted model, not a curated record. Gene Ontology annotation, cellular component: nucleus. The coding region runs from base 287 to 2707 and encodes 806 amino acids. The transcript is spliced from 7 exons.